UGGCCUCUGCAGUCCUGUCUACAAGCGGUUUGCAGACCCGCCGGUGCUGGCCCGAGAUGGGGCUGUCUGCUUUCGCUGACACUUAGCCAUUAGUGGGCAAACCCCGGGCGGGCCAGGUGCGCAGAGGAGCUGCAGAGGAGGGAGGAGCUGGGGCCUGUGCUCGGGGCCCUAACGCUGGUGGUAUGGCUGGGGCCCUGAAGCCUAAUGAGUAAGGGUUUGGAGCUCAGGCCUGUUACUUCCCCUCCUGGGGCCUCAGUUUCCACAUCUGUGAAGUGGGUCAUAGGACAGAUGUGGGGAAAACAGGAGAAGGUACAUGUGUGACUGACCGGCACAGCCCAUGUUGGCUGUUGUGAUGGUGCUUGACACGGGGACCCCUGACUAUCGUUGGUCUUGUGUGGCCCCCAUUGGGGCCGGAGCACUGGCCAGGGGCAUGGCCAGCCUCUCACCCAGGCCCUGCCUUGCCCUGGCCACAGGUGGUUUCAACAAGUUCCAGACGGAGUACUCGGAGCACUGCGAGACCAACGUGGACAGCUCGUCCUCGCCCAGCAGCUCGCCGCCCACCUCCGUGCUGGGCCUGGGGGGCCUGCGCAUCAGCUCUGACUGCUCGGACGGGGAGUCGGACCGGGAGCUGCCCAGCAGCGCCACCGAGUCGGACGGCAGUCCUGUGCCGUCCAGCCAGCCGGCCUUCCCCGUCCAGAUCCUGCCCUACCUCUACCUCGGCUGCGCCAAGGACUCCACCAACCUGGACGUGCUUGGCAAGUACGGCAUCAAGUACAUCCUCAACGUGACGCCCAACCUGCCCAACGCCUUCGAGCACGGCGGCGAGUUCACCUACAAGCAGAUCCCCAUCUCCGACCACUGGAGCCAGAACCUGUCCCAGUUCUUCCCCGAGGCCAUCAGCUUCAUCGACGAGGCGCGCUCCAAGAAGUGCGGCGUCCUGGUGCACUGCCUGGCGGGCAUCAGCCGCUCGGUGACGGUCACUGUGGCCUACCUGAUGCAGAAGAUGAACCUGUCACUCAACGACGCCUACGACUUCGUCAAAAGGAAAAAGUCCAACAUCUCACCCAACUUCAACUUCAUGGGGCAGCUGCUGGACUUCGAGCGGACGCUGGGGCUGAGCAGCCCGUGCGACAACCACACGCCCAGCGAGCAGCUCUACUUCUCCACGCCCACCAACCACAACCUGUUCCCCCUCAACACCCUGGAGUCCACGUGAGGCCGGGCCCCGUGGGCAGGGUCCCGGCCUCCCCAGGGAGCCUGAGGAACCCGGACAUCGCCUGUGCCCGGAGGCCAGGCCGACGGGUGCUGAGCGCUCACCAUCCGGGGGACGGAGCCCAGCAGCACUCCCCGCGCAGGACUCGGAGGGGCCCUGCCUCAGACUCAGGGCUGCAGAACAGACGGGGCCAGGACACUUCCUGCGAAUGGCCCAGCCAGGUGGGCGGUUUUUAAAGACACCACGGACCGAGUUCACUUUUUAUUUGGCAGGUAAACCCAAGCCCCGGGGCACCGUGAGGCCACGUCUUCUUGACUUUCCUUUUUUAACGAAAAGUGUUAUUUUCAGGCCACAUGCAGCAGUGGAUUGUAUAAACCAGUAUUUCAUCCCUUUCUUGAUCCUGCGAGAGAGAGAAGUGUUCUCAGUUUUGUUUUCCUUUCUAUUUACAAAUGCCGUUACUGGUUUUUUGUUUGCUUUUUUUUUUAAUGGAAAAGACGAACCCCCGUGUUGAUCUUGACCAAAUGCAUUUUGCACAUGUGUGAAGCCUGUUUCUGCAGCGGGCCCUUCUCGAAGGGGGGACCCCGCCGCACCCAUGUUCCCCCCCCCCCCCCCCCCCGUGGCCCUGCGCUGGUCUGGAGAAGCUGCCGGGUGCGAUGGGGCUGGGCCAGUGGUCUCUGCAUUCUCUGCCCUCCCUCUCGUCCCUCAGGUGGGCCCGCAGACUAACCACGACAGGAGCCGGAGGCCCUGCAGCUGUCCUGCUGGCGGGGAGGGGACACAAGCAGUAGCAUUAGCACUCUGGGCUCGGCCCCUGGGAGGGCCUGGGCCCGGGCCUUUUCUCUACAAACCCACUACUUCUGUCUCUUUCUCUCUGUUUGUUGGUAACAGUGGAGGCCCAGUGGCUGGGGGAAGCUCAGGUGGUAGGGGCCCCGCCAUGCCUCCCAGGUGUCUGUCCGUCACCCUGGCUGUUGCUUUGGGUCCGCUGCCACUCCCAGCCCCUUGGUCCAGUGAGGCCUGCCCAGCGCUCGUCUUGCCCAUGCCUUCUGCGACCAGGAACCUCGUACCCAUCCCAUUUCCGGCCCGGGCAGGCGCAGAGGGGCGAGGGUGGGUGGGCAGUGAAAGGGGUGCAAGGCUCUGUCCUCCAGCCCCACCCCCAGUAUCCACAGAACAAAGCCACGGAUUCCGUUAGCCUCUCCAGUUUUGUUCCUUCUCCAGCCUCAGUUCUACCGGGUGUCGGGACCGUGUGGGGCCAGGGCGGGGAGCGGGUGGCCGGGUCCCUGAGCGGGGCCGUGGCCCCUCUGCCCCACUGCAUCUUACCUCUCGGGGGUUGUUUUCAGGGAUUCUUCAAGGCAGCAGAUUCAAAUCUUGCCACAGUCGAGAAAUUGACAAAAAGCUUCCAUGCUGUACAUGGUUCUCUUUCUCUCUCUUUUUUACUUUUAAAGAGAAAAACCCAGAAAGAUGCAUCAGAUUUGUGUAAAUGAGAGUAUGCCAAGAGGGGCCAGUUUUGCUUUAUGACCUUAUGAAGGAAAAUUUGUGACCCUACAUAUAUGUACACACACACACACACACAUCCCGAGCCAGCGACGGGACUUUGUUUAUAUUGCAAAUAAAUAUUAUUUUUUCUUUAAAA
Molecule: messenger RNA, 2840 nt
Organism: Myotis lucifugus (little brown bat)
Lineage: Eukaryota; Metazoa; Chordata; Mammalia; Chiroptera; Vespertilionidae
Gene: DUSP7
Product: dual specificity phosphatase 7
Exons: 2
Coding region: 338-1216 (292 amino acids)
Biological process (GO): negative regulation of MAPK cascade; protein dephosphorylation
Cellular component (GO): cytosol; cytoplasm
Molecular function (GO): MAP kinase tyrosine/serine/threonine phosphatase activity; protein tyrosine/threonine phosphatase activity
Source: RefSeq, a predicted model, not a curated record